This is a messenger RNA of Durio zibethinus, 1948 nucleotides long. Its product is annotated as ATP-dependent 6-phosphofructokinase 3-like. Lineage: Eukaryota; Viridiplantae; Streptophyta; Magnoliopsida; Malvales; Malvaceae. Gene Ontology annotation, molecular function: 6-phosphofructokinase activity; ATP binding. The record is from RefSeq and is a predicted model, not a curated record. Gene Ontology annotation, biological process: fructose 6-phosphate metabolic process; glycolytic process.
AAAGACAACCUUCCUAUACAUUGGCAUCGGCACCCGCGCCAAAUCUGCACCUGUUUCUUCUGAAAAAGAGAAACAACAUUUCCCAUAUAGUUUUUUUUUUUUUCCUCUUGCUAUUCACCGAAUAUAGAACGUCGAACAUUCCCGUUUUCCUAGAGAGAGCAAGCGAUGGAAAAUGAUACACAGAUGAAGUUAGUUCCCGGCACUGCCGGUUACGUUCUCGAAGAUGUUCCUCACUUGACUGAUUACCUCCCUGAUCUCCCUAGCUAUCCCAAUCCAUUACAAGAUAAUCCAGCUUAUUCAGUUGUCAAGCAAUAUUUUGUUAAUGUGGAUGAUACCGUCACUCAGAAGAUUGUUGUUCAUAAGGACAGUCCAAGAGGGGUGCAUUUUCGACGUGCAGGACCUCGCCAAAGGGUGUAUUUUGAAUCAGAUGAAGUGCACGCAUGCAUUGUAACAUGUGGUGGUCUAUGCCCCGGGCUCAACACAGUGAUCAGGGAAAUUGUUUGUGGCCUAUGUCACAUGUAUGGUGUCAGAAAAAUUCUUGGAAUAGAUGGAGGCUACAGGGGUUUUUAUGCCAAGAACACUGUCACCUUAACACCUAAUGUUGUAAAUGAUAUCCAUAAACGUGGUGGUACAAUCCUUGGGACAUCAAGAGGGGGUCAUGAUACCUCAAAGAUUGUUGACAGCAUUCAGGAUCAUGGAAUCAAUCAGGUUUAUAUAAUCGGAGGUGAUGGGACACAUCGAGGAGCAGCUGUGAUUUUUGAGGAAAUUAGACAACGUGGCCUCAAAGUAGCAGUUGCUGGAAUUCCCAAGACCAUUGACAAUGACAUUCCGGUUAUUGACAAAUCAUUUGGUUUUGAUACUGCGGUUGAAGAGUCUCAACGUGCCAUUAAUGCGGCACAUGUUGAGGCUGAAAGUAUUGAGAAUGGCAUUGGACUUGUAAAGCUAAUGGGACGCUAUAGUGGUUUCAUUGCAAUGUAUGCUACUCUUGCCAGCCGUGAUGUUGAUUGUUGCUUGAUUCCAGAGUCACCAUUCUAUCUUGAAGGAAGUGGUGGACUUUAUGAAUAUAUUGAAAAACGACUCAAAGAAAAUGGACAUAUGGUUAUUGUGGUAGCUGAAGGUGCAGGACAGGAUCUUCUUUCAGAGAGCUUGCAGUGCAUGGACCAGCAAGAUGCUUCAGGAAACAAGCUUCUUCAAGAUGUUGGGCUGUGGAUCUCUCACAGGAUAAAGGAACAUUUUGCAAAGAAGAAGAUUCCUAUUAAUCUUAAAUAUAUAGAUCCUACAUACAUGAUCCGGGCUAUUCCUAGCAUUGCUUCUGAUAAUGUCUACUGCACCCUACUUGCUCAUAGUGCAGUUCAUGGAGCAAUGGCAGGGUAUUCGGGCUUCACUGUUGGUCCUGUCAAUGGCAGACAUGCUUACAUUCCAUAUAAGCGUAUCAUUGAGAAACAAAACAAGGUUGUCAUUACUGACAGGAUGUGGGCGAGGCUGCUCUCUUCAACUAACCAGCCAAGCUUCUUGAACCCCAGAGAUAUUGCUGAAGCCAAGAAAGAGAAAAAACCUGCAACAGGCUUGUAGGAUGGCGAAAAUUGUAAUGGCAGAAAGUCAAUGACUGACGACAGUCCUUGUAUGGUAUGAAAGCUGCAUCAGAUAGUGUCAUGUUCACUACCAUCUUUCAUAGACAGUCUAUGUACCACCAUUCAUAUUUAGCACUCUACCAUCUCUAAUCAUUCGGUUAGCAUGAAUGUGGGUUUCAGCUGUUGAAAUCGAGUACUUACUCUGCUGUUUUAUGAAUUGCUUAUAGUUAGAAAUUUUGGUGGUGGUGCUUUAACAUUGAGAAACUAUUAGUUGCUCACAAGGGUCUUUCAGUUGGAAAUGUAUGAUCAACUAAUCCAUAUUGCCAUGGAAGUCGAAAGUACUGAUCAGGUUGCAUUGUCUCUCGUCUUCCUUUGUA